Molecule: messenger RNA, 1834 nt
Organism: Nymphaea colorata (pocket water lily)
Lineage: Eukaryota; Viridiplantae; Streptophyta; Magnoliopsida; Nymphaeales; Nymphaeaceae
Product: bifunctional riboflavin kinase/FMN phosphatase-like
Exons: 11
Coding region: 455-1615 (386 amino acids)
Biological process (GO): FMN biosynthetic process; riboflavin biosynthetic process
Molecular function (GO): riboflavin kinase activity
Source: RefSeq, a predicted model, not a curated record
CGGGUUGUUGUGUUUUCGUUGAUCAAUCUUGGUCACAUUCUUAAAUUGUUUGAUAUAAUUAAUCAUCUGAUUCUGCGUGAUUACUUCAUCUGUCUGAUUUUUUCCUUUUCACUCUUGUUGUUUCGUGGCCGGUUGUCGAGACUUGAGAACAACUGAUUAAGUGACGUUCUUGUGACAAUUUCCACUGGCGUGCUCCUCUUUUUUUGUAGUCUUUUGUCUUAACCAUCCGUCUAGGACGUUUGAGUGGGACUGCUUUGCGAUUAAGGUAACUGGAGGGUACAGUGUUAGCAGUGAAAGGAGAAUGGGUGUCUAUUGGGGUAGUACUUAAAAUUGUUCCCAAGAUGAUCUUUCCAUACCUUAAACGAUCAAUUGUGGAUCCUUGGUGGGGAUAGUCUGCAUGAUUUUGGAAGGUGGCAGGUGUUCCUCCCAAUAAUUUUCUGAACCUGCAAAAGUGAUGGCUAUGAAGUCUUUAACUAGAAAGCUUGUUUCUUGCGUUAUCCUUGACUUAGAUGGAACACUCAUAAAUACAGAAGGAGUUGUGGAAGAUGUAUUAAAAGUAUUUUUGGUCAAGUAUGGCAAGCAGUGGGAUGGAAGAGGAACACUAAACAGAACAGGCAAGGCACCAAUAGAAGCUGCAGCUUCCAUUAUAGAAGAUUAUGGACUCCCUUGCACUACAGAAGAAUUUAUGACUGAUAUUGCUCCUUUGUUUUCUGAUUGUUGGUCCAAGAUGGUUGCACUUCCUGGUGCUGAGAGGCUCAUCAAGCAUUUGCAUAAUCGUGGUGUGCCGAUUGCACUAGCUUCAAACUCUCCUAAAGCCAGCAUAGAAACAAAGCUGUCAUAUCAUCAUGGAUGGAAAGAGAGAUUCUCUGUCAUCAUUGGUGGUGAUGAAGUGCGAGAGGGGAAGCCAUCACCUGAAAUAUUUCUUGAAGCUGCUAACAAGUUAAGUGUCGAUCCUUCCAGCUGUCUGGUUGUCGAGGAUUCACUUCCAGGAAUCACCGCCGGUAAGGCUGCUGGAAUGGCAGUAGUCGCUGUACCUUCUGUUCCAAACCAAACCCAUGUUUACAGCUGUGCAGAUGAGGUCAUUAAUUCUCUGCUGGAUUUGCACCUUGAGAACUGGGGUUUGCCGCCAUUUCAGGAUUGGAUUGAAGGUACUUUACCUAUUGGGCCUUGGUACAUUGGUGGUCCUGUUAUUAAAGGCUAUGGGCGUGGCUCGAAAGUUCUUGGAAUUCCUACAGCUAAUAUAUCCCCAAACGGCUUCUCAGAUAUACUCUCAGUAAGUGCCUCAGGGGUGUAUUUUGGUUGGGCUGGGCUCUCAACUCGGGGUAUCUAUAAGAUGGUGAUGAGUAUUGGUUGGAAUCCUUACUUUCAUAAUGCUGAAAAGACUAUUGAACCUUGGCUGCUUCAUGAUUUUAAUGAGGAUUUCUAUGGUGAAGAGCUUCGCCUUGCUAUUGUUGGGUACAUCAGACCCGAGGCAAAUUUUCCUUCACUGGACGAUCUGAUUAAGAGAAUUCACGAGGAUAGAAGGAUUGCAGAGAAAGCCCUUGACCUACCCUUGUACUCGAGCUACAAGGGUGCACCAUAUCUGAUAACUCCUUUGGUGCAAGAUGAUCGGUAAAUCGAUACACUUUUAAGGAGGCUAUGAAGUUCGUUUUGUCAUCGCCAGUAGAACUGGUAUCCUCAACUAAUAAGGGUUCUGCUAGAUGGCUGACUGUGGAGAUCUAGAUUGUUGUUCACUUUCUUGGUGGAACUUUUCAUUGAUGUUGUCAUUUAUCAUUGGAUAGAUGGAGAAAACUUAGCAGGCGAAAAUAAACCAUUUAUUUUUUUUGCAACUUUU